UGUCACGUGAUUCCUCAUCGGCGCCACAUACGCGCAUGCGCAGUGGGUCCCGGCCAGCGGCGCUGCUGUGGAACAACGCUGACCGCCAUGCCUCGCGUUUACAUCGGCCGCCUGAGUUACCACGUCCGCGAGAAGGACAUACAGCGGUUUUUCAGUGGAUAUGGAAAGCUGCUGGAAGUCGACCUGAAAAAUGGUUACGGCUUUGUGGAGUUCGAGGACACGCGUGACGCGGACGACGCCGUGUACGAGCUGAACGGGAAGGAGCUGUGUGGAGAGCGGGUGAUGGUGGAACAUGCGAGAGGACCUCGGCGUGACCGGGACGGAUACGGAGGUGGAGGAGGAGGAGGAGGUUAUUAUGGAGGCGGCCGCAGUGGCUACAGCAGCAGGAGUCGCUCGGGCCGAGAUAAAUACGGCCCUCCGGUCCGCACCGAGUACCGGCUCAUCGUGGAGAACCUCUCCAGCCGCUGCAGCUGGCAGGACCUCAAGGACUUCAUGCGGCAGGCGGGUGAGGUGACGUACGCUGAUGCCCAUAAGGAGCGCGCCAACGAGGGCGUGAUCGAGUUCCGCUCUCACUCAGACAUGCGCAGGGCUCUGGAGAAACUGGACGGAACCGACAUCAACGGCAGGAAGAUCCGGCUAAUCGAGGACAAACCGCGCCGCCGCCGCUCGUACUCCGGCAGCCGCUCCAGGUCUCGCAGCCGCCGGCGUUCCCGCAGCAGGAGCCGUCGGAGCAGCCGAUCCCGAAGCAACUCCAGGUCUCGCUCAAGGUCUCGUUCCCGCCGGCGCCGCUCUCGCUCCAGAUCCCAUCACAAGUCCCGUUCCAGGUCGGGUCGCAAGUCCCGCUCCAAAUCUCCCUCCAGCAAAUCUCGCUCUCGCAAAUCCCACUCUCGCUCUCGCACGCAGAAAUCCCGCAGCAGGUCUCGCUCUCGUUCCGGCGACCGCCAGUCGCGCUCCAAGAGCACUUCCAAAGUGAAGUCGGAGCGCGGCUCUCGCGGCCGAUCGAAAGAGAAAUCCACGAGUAAGAAAUCGCGCAGCCGCUCGGCGUCGCCUGCUGAGAACGGAAACGAGGAGCGAGCCAAAUCCGCCUCGCGCUCGCCGUCUCCUCCGGCCGAGAAGAGCGGCUCGAAAUCUCCUGAGCAUCGCUCUCGCUCUCGUUCGCGCUCCAAAUCCGGCUCUCGCUCUAAAUCCAGAUCCCGGUCCAGAUCCGCCUCCCAGGACUAAACCACGCGUGUUAAAGAGUGAAUUUCCGAACCGCACAUCGUGAUCCGGCUCUUUAAUUGAUUCCCGCCGGGUAGAGUAGAUGUUUUAUACGUGGCAUGAGCAGAAACAAGCGGAAUUAUGGAUCAUCAUCAUCAUCAUCUUUGUUCUCUGUGUAAAUGAGCAUAGAUUUAUUAUUGAAUGACGUUUCCAUGACUUGGAUCGCUCCACGUGCCCCAUAUUCCCGAGUCGGUUCAGGAGACAACGAAGCGCGAGAAGGCUAGCGAGGACGAGCUGAUGUGUGUUUGUGGUUCUGUGAUGUUCGUCAUUUAAACCCAGUUUCAGUCGUUAAUCCGUUUGGACGUCCACUGUAGAACUUUUUAAAUCAUUUCAGUCCAUUUUUAUUGUAUCUUUUAUUAAAAGUCCUCACUGAUA
This is a messenger RNA of Pangasianodon hypophthalmus (striped catfish), 1632 nucleotides long. It is a transcript of the gene srsf6a, whose product is annotated as serine and arginine rich splicing factor 6a. The record is from RefSeq and is a predicted model, not a curated record. Gene Ontology annotation, molecular function: mRNA binding. Bases 88 to 1221 code for a protein of 377 amino acids. NCBI's taxonomy places the organism in Eukaryota, Metazoa, Chordata, Actinopteri, Siluriformes, Pangasiidae. The transcript has 6 exons. Gene Ontology annotation, biological process: mRNA splice site recognition; alternative mRNA splicing, via spliceosome. Gene Ontology annotation, cellular component: nucleus; cytoplasm; ribonucleoprotein complex.